CUUAGCUUCAGGAAAAUAGCGGUACCAUGAAGCUCCUUCUGCUCUCCUUGUCACUGAUUUGCAUUGCCUCUGCUGUACAUAAAAAACCAACAGGGAGGAUUGUCGACUGUGAUAGCCCAGAGGCCAAUGAUGCAGCCUUAACAGCUCUUCAUUACAUCAAUGCCAAUCACCACCAUGGAUAUAAGUUUGUUCUCAACCAGGUGGAGGACAUUCAUGUACUACCUGAGACUGCUAAUGGAGAAGUAUUCUAUGUGGAACUUGACCUUUUGGAGUCAAAAUGUCCUUGGGUUAGUCCCACACCUGCUGAGAACUGCCCAGUGAGGCCCAGAGCAGAACAGGCUGUGGAAGGUGAUUGCAAAGUUAAACUCCAGAAGCAGAAUGGCAAUUUUACUGUCAUUGGUGUAAGUUGCAAAUCUAAACCAGAUUCAGCUGAAAACGUGUUUCGGGCUUGUCCCACUUGUUGGUUACUGGCGCCUCUGAAUGACACACAAGUGGCUCAUGCUGUUGAUGUAGCACUUGCCGACUUCAACAAUGGGAAUAACACUGUGUAUUUCAAGCUCCAUGAAAUUGGCCGUGCUCAGAUUCAGGGACCUGCCAACAAUAAAGUACAGGUUGAGUUUAUUUUUGUAGCAACUAACUGCUCAAAGGAACAGGCUUUGGACAGCUGUGUGGCCCUGACUGGAGAUGAUGCUCAAUAUGGCUCCUGUGUUGGCAGUGUAACCCAGCUGCCAGGGGCACAAGAUGAAGAGCUUGAUGUGCAGUGUGCUGUCUAUGAACCACAGCAACCCCAGGUUGAUCCAAGCAUUCCCCUGGUGCCUGCGCAACCUUCAGUAGUUCAUGGGCAUUUUCACCACAAUCUACGCCAUUCCAGCCUUGGUCCUCACUCAUCAGAAUCUAACUCAGCUGAAAAGCAUCUGGCAUUCCACUCUAAAUCAGCCAUCAAGAGAUCACUGGGUGGAAAACAUGCCGGCCCUAAUGUACUUGUGAGGCCUCUGUGUCCAGGCAAAAAGAUAUUCUUUUAAUAUUAUACAACAUCUAUAAUACAUGUCUGUAUUAACCGUACUGUAUAGGUGAUCUUAAAUCAUAAACAUGACAUUGAUCUUGUCAGAUCUUAAAAUUACAUUUAAUGCAAAUAUUUUACAAAGCUUUAUAUCUGAUCCAUAAAGCUUGUUCAAUAAA
Xenopus tropicalis (tropical clawed frog) is the source of this 1179-nucleotide messenger RNA. RefSeq names its product alpha-2-HS-glycoprotein (gene ahsg). Gene Ontology annotation, molecular function: endopeptidase inhibitor activity; cysteine-type endopeptidase inhibitor activity. The transcript is spliced from 7 exons. The coding region runs from base 27 to 1022 and encodes 331 amino acids. The record is from RefSeq and is marked provisional. Lineage: Eukaryota; Metazoa; Chordata; Amphibia; Anura; Pipidae. Gene Ontology annotation, cellular component: extracellular region.